AUGACCGCCUCGCACGAGAACGUGGCCCACGUCGAGGGCCUGUCGGCAGACAGCCGCGACAACAAGAAGCACAGCUCCGAUGUCGCUGAGAUUGAGCAUGUCAUGUCGACCGACGCUGAGUUCUCCAAGGAGCACGCAGACUAUGGCCGUCUCGACAAGGAAGUCGCCAAGUAUGCCAGUGCCGUCGCCAUCGAAAUCACGCCCGAGGAGAACAAGCGUCUCAAGCGCAUGAUCGACCGCCGCGUGCUGCCCGUCAUGAUCUUCACCUACUUCCUGCAGGCCCUUGACAAGGGUACCAUGAGUUUUGCAAGCAUCAUGGGCAUCAAGGAAGAUCUGGGUCUGGUCGGCCAACAGUACUCCUGGCUCACCACCUGUAUCUACAUCGCCGUCCUGAUCGUCGAGUACCCUACCAACUGGAUGAUCCAGCGCGUUCCCAUUGCCAAGUACCUCAGUAUCAACAUCGUUCUCUGGUCCGCAACAUUGGCCCUGCAUGCCGCCUGCACCAACUUCGGCUCCAUCCUCGCUGUCCGUACACUGCUCGGUAUCUUCGAGGCCGUCUGCCAGCCCUCCUUCCUGGUCAUGAGUUCCAUGUGGUAUAAGCGUGAGGAGCAGGCACAGACCGUCACCUACUGGUACAUGAUGAACGGUGGUCAGCAGAUCGUCGGUGGCAUCCUCGCCUACUGCUUCACCCUCAUCCCCGACAGUGCCCCCAUUCACUCAUGGCAGGCCCUUUUCAUCUGCUAUGGCUGCUUCUCCGUGCUAUGGGGUGUGUUCGUGCUCUUUUGGCUUCCUGACAGCCCUAUGCGUGCCAAGUGCUUCUCCGAGGAAGACAAGCGCCUGAUGGUCGAGCGCGUCCGUUCCAACCAGACGGGUCUGCAGAACAAGACUUUCCGAUGGGACCAUGUGCGCGAGGCCUUCACCGACCCGCAGCUGUACUGCUACUGCCUGAUCGCCAUCUGCACGACGCUGCCGACGUCCGGUCUGGGCGCCUUCGCCAACAUCAUCAUCACCGGCUUCAACUUCUCCAUCCUCGAGACCCAACUCCUGGCCAUGGUUCUCGGCGCCUUCAUCAUCCUCAUCCUGCUCAGCUCCGCCUGGCUCGUCAAGAAGACCCAGCAGAACCUCAUCGUCAUGGGUGUUUUCGUCAUCCCCUCCUUCGUUGGCACCAUCGUCCUCCUAAUCGUCGAGAACACGGGCAAGGCCCAGCAGGCCGGCCUGCUCAUCUCCUACUACAUCGUGCUCUCCUUCUGGGCCGCCCAGACGCUCGCCAUGUCCAUGAUCUCGCGCAACACGGCCGGCCAGACCAAGAAGACGGUCAUCGUCGCCGCCAACUUCGUCGCCUGGGCCGUCGGCAACGCCAUCGGGCCCCAGGUCUUCCUCGCCUGGGACGGCCCGCGCUACCGCAUCGCCUUCUGCACCCACAUGGGCUGCUACGUGCUGCUCGUCAUCGUCAUCAUCUUCCUGCGCUGGUGGCUAGUGAGGGAGAACAAGAGGAAAGACAGGAUCGUCGAGCAGAACGGCAGCGCCGCCAAGGAUGACCACUUGGUGCACGCCUUUGAGGAUCUGACGGAUAAAGAGAACAUCAACUUCCGGUACAUCUACUAA
Molecule: messenger RNA, 1605 nt
Organism: Lasiodiplodia theobromae
Lineage: Eukaryota; Fungi; Ascomycota; Dothideomycetes; Botryosphaeriales; Botryosphaeriaceae
Product: Allantoate permease
Exons: 5
Coding region: 1-1605 (534 amino acids)
Biological process (GO): transmembrane transport
Cellular component (GO): membrane
Molecular function (GO): transmembrane transporter activity
Source: RefSeq, a predicted model, not a curated record